AUGUUACGAUUAUUUCUUCUUACCGUUCUAUUUUGCUCCAUUGAUUUUCUGCGGGCAGCGACACCAUACAAAGACUGUGGUUCAACUGCAGGUACAAUUCAAUCAUUCGAAGUAACUGGCUGCACAACAGCUCCAUGCAAAUUUGCCAAAGUUAGCAUUCAUGGUGUCAUAGGUGGUAUUCCAGUUCCAUUUCCACUUCCCGAUCCAGACGCUUGUAAAAUGCAAGUCAAAUGUCCAGUCAAUGCCAAUGACGUUAACACCGCUGUUAUGACUUUACCAGUCUUAUCAUCAUAUCCAUCACUGUCACUCUAUGUUAAACUUGAACUUAAAGCUGAUGAUACCGGUAAUGAUUAUACAUGCUUACAAUUUCCAGCGACUAUUGUGAGUGGCUUGGCUCAAGAACGAACAUUAGUUGGCUGGAAAAAGGGCAAAUUAUUCGAAAUGCUUGAUUAG
Molecule: messenger RNA, 453 nt
Organism: Adineta ricciae
Lineage: Eukaryota; Metazoa; Rotifera; Eurotatoria; Adinetida; Adinetidae
Source: the annotation of a GenBank genome assembly